AAAAAGUGCUGCAAUCACGUCUCCAGUUGUGACAGCAAAAUAUCCUUUCAGUGUACCUGCUUGUCCUGGCACUCCCUUAAUAUCUACUGUGACAAAGUAUAGCAUGGUGGCUGAGUGGGAGCCACCACUCAGAGAUGGAGGCAGCCCCAUCAUUGGCUAUCACAUUGAACGUAAAGAGAAGAACAGUAUUUUGUGGACCAAGCUGAACAAAUUUGUUAUACCUGACAGUCGCUUCAAGGCAAGUGGGCUGGAAGAAGGCAUUGAAUAUGAGUUCAGAGUCUUUGCUGAAAACAUUGCAGGACUGAGCCCAUGCAGUAAUACAUCAGAGUGUUGUGUGGCAAGAGAUCCCUGCGAUUCACCUGGGAAACCUGAAGCAGUUGUGGUGACCAGGGACAGCAUCACGCUUCAGUGGGCAAAACCUAAAUAUGACGGAGGAAGCACCAUCACAGGAUAUGUUGUAGAAAAAAAGGAACUCCCAGAUGGCAGAUGGAUGAAGGUGAACUUUACCAAUGUUACUGACAAUCUUUUCACAGUUUCAGGACUGACAGGAGGGCAAAACUAUGAGUUUAGGGUAACUGCUAAGAACAGUGCGGGUGUUUGGAGUGUACCCUCAGAAAGCAUAACCAUUCUUGCUCAGGAUGUUAUUGAAGCACCCACUGCAUUUAUUGAUCCUACAUUUAAGAGUACUAUUAUCAUCCAAGCUGGAGAAACUUUUGUUAUUGAAGCUGAUUACUUUGGGAAGCCUCUCCCAGAAGUUGCAUGGCUGAAAGAUGGAAAAGAAAUUGAGAAACGGUACACCUAAAAUAGAAGUCAAAAACACAAUCACUCAUACAACUCUCGCUGCCAGAGACUGCACACGUGUGGAUGCAGGACGCUAUGUGUUGAGUCUUAGUAACAGUGGUGGAACUACAACCAUUUCGGUAAAUGUGAAGGUCUUAGAUAGACCUGGUCCUCCUGAUGGGCCACUAAAGGUGAAGGUUAUAAGUGCAGAGAAAUGCAACCUUAACUGGAACCCCCCUUUAAAUGAUGGAGGUGCCAGCAUCACCCAUUACAUCAUUGAAAAAAGGGAAACCAGUCGUGUUACAUGGACAGAGGUUGAACCUCACAUUGAAGAUAUAAGUUACAAAGUGACAAAACUGGUAUGUGGCAAAGAAUACAUCUUCAGAAUUGCUGCUGUAAAUAAAUAUGGGGCUGGGGAUUUUUUAGAAUCUGAGCCUUUUGUUGCACAAAAUCCUUUCAAGCCACCUAGUGCUCCCUCCACUCCUGUAGCCAGUGCAGUGACUGGAGACUCAGUCGUGCUAACAUGGGAAAGGCCUGAGAGCGAUGGAGGCUCUGAGAUUGAUGGCUACAUCCUGGAGAAGCGUGACAAAGAUGGUGUGCGAUGGACCAAAUGCAACAAGAGAAGAUUAAAUGACAUGCGCUUUAGAUGUACUGGGCUUGCAGAGGGACAUUACUAUCAAUUUAGAGUUCUGGCAGAAAAUGCUGCUGGUGUGGGUGCACCCAGUGAGUCUAGUGAGUACAUAAAGGUAUGUGAAGCUACAUACCCACCUGGCCCACCUUCCAACCCAAAAGUAACAGAUUAUUCCAGCAGUACAGUGUCUCUCAUCUGGUCAAAACCAAUUUAUGAUGGUGGAGAUACAAUCAAUGGAUAUACUGUGGAAUUGAAGGAAGCCACAGCAGAUGAAUGGAUUGCAUGCACACCGAGCACAGGAAUAGAGGACACAAAAUACACUGUAAAAAGAUUAAAAGGAAAUACAGAGUACAAUUUUCGUAUAUGUGCAACAAAUUCAACCGGUGUCGGAGAACAUGUGGAUCUACCUGGUUCUGUAGUAACAACUGAAAAAGUAGAAGCACCAGAGAUUGAACUGGACAAUGCUCUGAGAAAAAUUGUAAAUGUUCGAGCCUGCUCCACCUUACGUCUCUUUGUCACCUUAAGAGGACGGCCAGAGCCUGAAGUUAGGUGGACAAAAGAAGAUGGCACUUUAGAUGAACGCGCUCAAAUUGAAGUAACAAACUCCUACACUGUGUUAAUGAUAGAAAAUGUCACAAGAAAUGACAGUGGAAAGUAUGUGUUGACUGCUGAAAAUUGCAGCGGUUCCAAAUCAGCAUUCAUCAAUGUGAGAGUACUGGAUUCUCCCAGUGCUCCAACAAAUUUAGAAGUAAAGGAUGUAAAGAGAGACUCUGUCUCCAUCUCCUGGGAGCCACCUCUUAUUGAUGGAGGAACAAAGAUUUCACACUACAUAGUUGAAAAGAGAGAAGAGGCAAGGAAGGCAUUUACCAGUGUUUGUAGCAACUGUGUAAGAAAUUCCUACAAGAUUGACAAUUUACAUCAGGGAAGCUUUUAUUAUUUUCGAGUGAUUGCAGUUAAUGAGUUUGGCACUGGACAACCAGCAGAGACUGCUGAAGCUGUUAAAGUGUCUGAAGCUCCUCCGCCUCCUGGCAAAAUCACACUGAGUGAUGUUACUUGCAAUAGUGCCAGACUUUCAUGGGAGAAGCCUGAUCAUGAUGGAGGAAGCAAAAUCACCAGCUACACUGUAGAAAUGCAAACCAGAGGAGACAACACAUGGACAAAAUAUUCAGAGAGUAAAGCACUAGAGGUGACCAUUGAUGGGAUGACAGCAGGAAAGGAGUAUUUCUUUAGAGUGAGUGCUGUGAAUGAUAAAGGAACGAGUGAACCAAAAUCCCUGUUGACACCUGUUGUAGUAAAAGAUAAUAGUGCUAAACCUGUUAUCAAUCUGUUAAACAACACAUUUAAUGUAAAAGUAGGGAAUGAUCUAAAGAUUGAUGUACCUUUCAAAGGUAUGCCACUGCCAACAGUAGUCUGGAAUAAAGAGGGAAAUAUGUUGAAGGAGACAAGCAGAGUAACUGUACAAACCUCUGAAUCUGCAUCUCAAGUAUUUAUCAAGGAUGCAACGAGAUUUGAUGCCUGGAGUGUAUGAGGUAAUUCUGAGCAAUGCUGCUGGAACAACAUCAGCUGAAAUCUUUGUGAACAUUUUUGAAAGGCCUGGACCACCAAGUGAUCUCAGUGUGGAAGAAGUUAGUGCCGACUUUGUAUCGCUGACAUGGCAACCCCCUCUUUACACCGGUGGGAGUGAAAUAAGUAAUUACAUUGUUGAGAAAAGAGACAUAGGCAGUUCAGUAUGGCAGAGUGUGUCAGCUACAGUUGCAAGAUCAUCAAUCAAAGUUUCCCGUCUGACUCAAGGAACUGAAUAUCAAUUUCGAGUUGCUGCAGAGAAUCGCUACGGAAAAAGCCAAUAUCUUGAAACAGAAACUAGUCAUUGCCCAGUAUCCCUUCAGACCACCUGGUCCACCAACUAACAUUCAUGUUGUCCAGGCCUUCAAAGUCUGUAAUGAUCAUUGCUUGGGGAAAACCAGACAGUGAUGGUGGCAGCCCUAUCAUUGGUUAUCAUGUUGAAAGCAAAGAUCAAAGCAGUAUUCCUAUGGACAAAAGUAAACAGAAGCCCAGUGAUUGAGAACCAAUACAAGGUGACAAAUGUUGAAGAAGGUCUGAUAUAUGAGUUUCGUAUCUGUGCUGAAAAUUUAGCCGGUGUUGGACCCUGCGGUAAGCCAUCUGAACCUGUCGCAGCAAGAGACCAGUGUGAUGCACCUUCAAAUCUCAAAGUUACCAAUGUAACCAACACUUCAGUUUCACUCUCCUGGGAUAAACCACACUAUGAUGGAGGAGCCAAAAUAACAAGCUACAUUGUAGAGCGCAUAGAACUGCCAGAUAGCUGCUGGUUGAAGUGCAACUUUACAAAUUUAAUGGACACUUUUUUUGAAGUAAUCUGAGCUCUCCGAGGGUGAACAAUAUGAAUUUCGUGUUACUGCAAAGAAUGCGGCAGAGUGCUUUAGUGCACCCUCUGAAACCACUGGACCCAUUACGGUGCAACAUGAUAUAGAGCCGCCCAUUAUUAUCUUGGAUGAAAAAUUUAGGCAGGUGGUGGUAGUCAAAGCAGGAGAUGUACUUAAAAUAGAUGCUGAAAUUUAUGGUCGCCCUAACCCCACAGUGUUUUGGCUGAAAAAUGGAAGAAACAUAAGCACCAAGGGAAGGGUUGAGAUAUUAGCAACAAAGUCCCAUACAUCUCUCCUUGUCAGAGAGAGUGUUAGGAAAGAUUCUGGACAGUAUACUCUGACCGUACAGAACACAGGGGGUGCCACAUCCAGGGCUGUUACCUGUCAAAGUGCUGGACAUACCAGGCCCUCCUGCUGGACCUCUGGAAGUGUCUGGACAAUCAGCAGAAAAGUGUACCUUGUACCUGGGGACCUCCUCAUGAGAAUGGAGGUGCAGAGGUCUUGCACUACGUUGUUGAGAAAUGUGAAACCAGUCGUAUUUCCUGGACCUUGUGUAUGGUGACAUGAUGGCAACCACUUGCAAGAUAACCAAGCUCCUCAAAGGAAAUGAAUACAUUUUUAGAGUGAGAGCAGUAAACAAAUAUGGAGAGGGAGAGAUUUUGGAAAGUGAACCAAUAAAAGCUAUGGAUUCCUUCACUAUCCCAUCUGCUCCAAGAGAUGUUGAAGUCACUAGUGCUACCAGUGAAUCUAUGACCAUCUCCUGGAAGAGGCCUGCUUGUGAUGGUGGUAGCCGUAUCAGUGGUUAUGUUAUAGAGAAAAGGGAAAAGCAUGGUGUCCGCUGGGUUAGAGUCAACAAAAAAACAGUCUAUGACUUACGAGUCAAAGCUUGUGGCCUGCAUGAGGGAUGUGAGUAUGAAUUUAGAGUAUUUGCUGAGAAUGCUGCUGGUCUAAGUGAACCCAGUGCACCAUCCCCUCUUGCCUUGGCAGAAGAUCCAAAGUUUUUACCUUCCCCUCCAACAAAACCCACCAUUACUGAUUCCUCCAAGUCCUCCAUCACUCUGACAUGGAAUAAGCCACUGUUUGAUGGUGGAGCACCAAUUACAGGGUACAAAGUUGAAUUAAAAAAAACUGCAGAGGACUGACUGGACUGUAGGUGUUCAGAACACAGAUAAAACAGAGUUUACAGUGACUGGACUUACAACGGGGGCAGAAUAUGUGUUCAUUGUUAGAUCUAUUAAUAAGAUUGGCUUGAGUGAGCCCAGUCCUGAAACAGAACCCGAACUUGCCCUAGAAAGGGAGGAAGAGCCCAUGUUCAACAUUAACCCUGAAAUGAGAAAGACUCUUCUUGUUAAAGAUGGAUGUAGCUUUACUUUGACUGUACCUUUCACAGGCAAACCUGCUCCUAGUGUGUCAUGGGAAAAAGCAGAUGUUGAUCUAAGGGUUAAGGGGACUUAUCCACACCAGCAGCUUCAUUAGCCUCUAUCACAGUAGAGCAGGCAACACGUGAUGACUCUGGCAAAUACAAAGUCAAGCUUCAAAAUGUUGCUGGAUCUGCUACUUUAAUCAUAAAUGUGAGGGUUUUGGAUUCACCAGGUCCUCCUAUCAACAUAACAGUCAAAGAUGUGACUAAGAACUCUGCCACUGUUACCUGGGACAUCCCUGAGAAUGAAGGAGGAGGGCCUGUGAAGAGCUACCUGGUAGACAUACGAGACAUUAGCAGAAAAGGUUGGACAAGACUCACGGACAAAUGCAGACGACUGUCAUAUAAAGUGUCUGAUCCUGGAAGAGGGAGGAAUCUACUUCUUUAGAGUCACUGGUGAAAAUGAAUAUGGGAUUGGUGUUUCAGCUGAGACAAAAGAAGGAACAAAAAUGACAGGGACAACAGAUUGGGAGACCAACCAAGGAGCUUAACUUUUUCAAGCCUGUGUUGCAACCUGACCAGAUCAACUUUCUUUUUGAUUUCUAAAUAUUUUAGCUUGUUUUUUUUUAACUAGUUUGUUUAGUUAUAGUUAUUUGUGUUAGGAAUUUUGAUUUGGAAUAGACACUAAUUUACAUAUUAAAGCUUGUCAUUCUGAUUUUCUUUUUUUUACAUUUAGAGUAAAAAAUGCUUAAAUGAACUUUAUGACUAACAGAUUUUUGUUUAUUAUAUAGAAUAAAUGCAUCAAUGUAUUUUUUUUUGUUUAGAAACAAUAAAUUGACUAUAAGACAGUAAUACAAUGAAUUUUGUUUAAUUGAAAAGUAAAAGAAGUAGCACAUUUACUUUGGAAUUUGUAUGGCAAUACAAAAUAUUGUAUCACAAAAGUAUAAAAAUCUUUUAAAGUGUAUAGUGUACUUCAAAUAAUUUGAAUAAAUAAAACCAAAUAGAAUCAUUUUAUUCAAGAAAAAAAAUGUUUGGAUUUUGACUAUUUGAUUAAUCACAAAAAUAGGUAUUAGGGGAGGUGAUGGUGCUUGCAUCUGUGUUUAUACAAAUCAGUAAAAUGAUUUAAAAUAAUUUGUGACCGUA
Messenger RNA from Xiphophorus hellerii (green swordtail), 6295 nucleotides. Its product is annotated as titin-like. The transcript is spliced from 2 exons. NCBI's taxonomy places the organism in Eukaryota, Metazoa, Chordata, Actinopteri, Cyprinodontiformes, Poeciliidae. Bases 771 to 2939 code for a protein of 722 amino acids. Gene Ontology annotation, molecular function: structural constituent of muscle; protein binding. The record is from RefSeq and is a predicted model, not a curated record. Gene Ontology annotation, biological process: cardiac muscle tissue development; sarcomere organization. Gene Ontology annotation, cellular component: M band.